GCAGCAUUCGCUUUUCAUGAUUUCGCCAAUUUCGUUGCUCCAAUGUUUUCUUGAAGCGACAAGUUGGACAAUUCUUGUAUUAUUACUGAAAAAUAACAACGGAAAAAGUGUUAUGGACAAUUUGAAUUAAAAUAGUCGAGAAUAAACUUAUAUCUGCACAACUUGAUAACGUCUUAAGAUUGGGAUUGACUGCCACUGCGACAUACCAGAAAAUGUCUUCCUCGUUGUCUGUGGUAGAGGCGCUACUUCAAGAAUUCCACGAACCCGCCACGCCUAAUAUACGCAAACGUGAAAUUGAAACCGAACUAAUUGUGUUUAGAGGACAACCAAGCUCUUGGCAAAUAAGUCUGCAGGUGGCUGCUUCGAUUGAAACAAAUCAAUACCUCUGGUUCUUCGGUACCUCAACUUUGGAACAUUGGAUUUCACGUCGCUGGUCUCACUUGACUAGCAGCGACAGAACUCUACUGCGUGAAACAUUAUGGAAUACCUACGCAAAUUUAUCUGUAACAAAUGUGCCGCGACGACAACGUGAUACAUUCGCACAAUUAAUUGCACUUAUAGGAAAACGUGAGUUUCCUGACGAUCAUCCCAGCUACAUAGGCCACUGUUUAGAAUUAAUUCGCUCGGAAAAAUUUGUUUUGGGCAUUACACUGCUACGCAUCACAUCAGAAGAGGUAAUCAACAAUCGUGACUGCGUAACAACGGAGCGUCAGAAUUAUUUUCAUUCUUGCAUAUCCAUGUGUAUACCCGAAAUUCUGGAUUUACUCACUAAGUAUUUACUAAUCACGGUUUGCCAUAUCAACGAUAAAGACAUCCAUUCCCUACCCAACACUCUAGUGGAUUAUGCCCUAUCUACGUCGCUGCCAAAUGACAAUCAAUUUAGUUCCGCAGUAUUGGAGCUACUUACAUGUGUGCAACACCUCGUCUCAUGGACUCGCACUGAAUUGAUCUCAGAAUAUUUUCUUAUGAGCAUUUUAGACUUAGCGCAAUGGCGUGCCUCACAACCUCACAUCUCCUUGGCUGCACUAUCUGUGCUAAACGAGCUGAUGUAUCUCCAGAAGCCACUGCCCCACACAUUAACUAUGAUGACGGGUGUAAAUGGCCUUUUGGAACAACAUAAUACGACUAAGCAACAAAGCGAGAUGUAUGCAGAUAAAUUUAGGGAACUACUGCGCCUCUAUGCAGACCGAUAUUGGUCGAAGAUGGUGCAGCAUAAUGAUUUAUUAGAAUCAUUUCUUAAAUCGCUUUAUUGUUGCACAAUAUCAAAGAAUGGUGCCCUAGAUUUUACGGAAAAACUUGAAAUAUGGACUCCAAUUAUGAAAGGUCUUGUGAUGAGCUCAAAACAAAAUCGCUACAAUGAUGUACUGUAUCAACUAGUCGUGGAGAUAAUGCGCCGCAUAUUGUUUGAGUUCAAUAAAUCUGAGUUGGAGCUACUAGACAAUGAGUUAAUGGAAGAAAACACACAAACUGAGUGGCAACAAUUUUUGUCGCAGUGUAUUGAAUGCGUAGCUCUUGUAGCGGAAACUCGGCCCAAUGCUGUUUUCGCACAAGUUUCCGCACAUUGGACGCGCCCUCACGUUUAUCUCCUGUCUUUGGAAAAUGAUCUCGAUAACGGAAAACUAUAUGAGUUAGGUAGAAAAUUGAAAAGUCAAAGCUUUAACGAGCAUCUGCGUGAUUUGUCAACGGUCUGUCAGGCUGUGGUACGUUUAUCACCACUAUUGGAUGCCAAUUCACCGGAAGUGGGUGCACAAGUAACCAGUCAGUUGAAGCUGCUUACGGAAAACCUCUUGACAUUGCUCAAAUUCUUUACUAGUAACAAAAUAUCAACUUUGAAUCUAGAUAAAUCAACGUUCCAGACUGAUUUUGAUUACUUAUAUGCUCAAAUACUGAUGGCGAUGCGUAGUAUUUUACCAAUAUCGAUCAACCUGAAGCAUGAUGGAGUCAUUCAAUGCCUCUUUGACGCGCUCGGUGUUAUUUUAUUGCCGGACCAUGUUGCGGUGGCACCGGUGGUUGCAAUAUCAGGAAGUCAAUUGCUGCUUUGUAUUUCGACUGUGAUAAGACCAAAACGUUUAUUGGAGACACUAUGCGUUAUCCGAUUGAUGCAGGCUGGUCCCAAAUUGACACAUCUACCGCGUCAGGCUAUCGCCAAUAUCUAUAUUAGCCUUAUUGGCUACUUAGCUCUACCGAAAACUGUAGAAGAGCAGCAACAGGAUUACACAUGGCGUUGUAAUCAUCUCUAUGAAUACGUGAAAUGUCUAGCACAAAAUUUCCUUGAACUUGACUCGCAAACAACCGUAUCGAAAAUUUCAUCAAUCAUGCCCAAUAUUUUGAGUAUAUUCAGUGAGGUCAUAGAAUACUUUAAGGACUCUUGCAACACCACAAAAGACAUAUUAGCAAAUGCAUUUAAGCCCAUCAUCACGAAAGCAUUAAUGCUUUUCAACAGUUUCGGCAUAAGCAAUAACUCUAUUCCCAUUUCCGCAGCCGAGUUUAGUUUAAGUAUAUUACGUAGCCUGUUAAACCAAUUUGGUGCGCCAUUCAUCAAAGACAUGAUCACGCUCUACAUAACUGUCAGCAGCAGAGAACAAUUGAGUCUUAAUCAGUUGGCGGUAUUGGAGAAAAUAUUGCAGAUGUUCCAGAUAAUCGUACAACAGCCGGGCAAUACUUGGACCACUAUGCUGCCUUCCAUAUUGAGUUUCACCAUUGAGCACGUGCUGCCAUUGAUACAGCAACAUGACUCUAGCUUGGUUGACGGCACUGAUUUGAGCGGCAUGGUUUAUGCGCUUUUUGAUAAUGUUUUGCUACACAAAUGGCAGUAUUUCUACAAACCCCAUGUACAGUAUAAUGGUUCGCUAUUGCAUAGCAGUAGUGAUAAUCUACAUCCAGAACAUUUUAUGGCUAUUUUAAAUGCUUACGGACAAGUGCUGGUAUCCGGCAAUGAUCCAAAUCUGGUGCGAAAGGUCUUGCUAUCGAUGCAGGCCGUAAACGAGCGGUGGCGUUUGUUUCAGCGUGCCCUCUUCCAAGACAGUCUACUUGCUUCGUUUCAGCGCGCGCUUAUCAGUAUACUACUGUCCGGUGAGGGUUCGCUGCAUUUUGAUCUAUUGGCGAACGUACUUUACGCCAUGGGUCAAGUAGAUAAUCUAAAGUUGCGUGAAAGCUUUGUGACGGCUGGAUUUCCAGUUAAUCCGAAAUAUUUGGAUGUGAUCUGCUUAUCAACUGACAUUCCAACAUUUUCACAAAAGUUAUCCCAACUGAUACAGGAUGCGCAUAGUGUACAUCUAACGCAAACGUAAAAAAUGAAAAAGUAAAACAAAAAAAAAACAAAUUUCGCGAGACAUUUUGAAACGCCACUCAACAGCAUGUGUAGAAUUAAGUAUAUAAGUAUAUGUAAUAAAUUUAUAUGUACGCAUUUUAUGUAAGACAAGAAAUUCACAGUUUAUAAAUGACUGCUUUAUAAUUAUUUGUAUGUAACGAAUAUAUGUAUAGAAACAAAAUCAACUACAUGCGUUAGUGUAGAUUGUUACGACUACAAUUAACUAUUUUCAUCUAUCAUAAUUUGCACAGCUGACAUUAAGGUACAUCGUACGUUGAUUAUUUUAUUUUGUUGUCUUCACAUAUAAGUAUAUUAAUUAAAUAUUUUAUAUUUAUCAAUUAUUAAAAUUUUUGUUUACACUUUUUAUCCAUUACACUUUAUUACAGUUUACAACAACUUAUCAUGUCAUAUAUAUAUAAUUAUAUUAAAUUUUUAUGCUUUUAAAUUUUGUUCGAUUUAAUAAUUUUUCCUUCCUUACAUAUGCUAAUUUCUCCACGCAGUUAAUUUCAUUAUGUAUUUUAGUAUUUUACUAAGUU
Anastrepha obliqua is the source of this 3846-nucleotide messenger RNA. It is a transcript of the gene ebo, whose product is annotated as exportin-6. Bases 213 to 3290 code for a protein of 1025 amino acids. NCBI's taxonomy places the organism in Eukaryota, Metazoa, Arthropoda, Insecta, Diptera, Tephritidae. Gene Ontology annotation, biological process: protein export from nucleus. The transcript has 13 exons. Gene Ontology annotation, molecular function: nuclear export signal receptor activity; small GTPase binding. The record is from RefSeq and is a predicted model, not a curated record.